AGGAGGGGAGGGGAGGGGUAAACGCGGCGGAUGAACAGACGCAGACGCUUCUCUACUGCUGGCGAUCGGAUUAAUUCGGCACUGAAAAAUGAAUGGUCCAGGCUCAGACAGCAAUUCUGACGACACUGACGAUGAAGUUGAUACGGAAGAAGAAGAUGUUUAUAGACGGAAAUAUCAGCUUUUAUUGGAAAGAUGUGAAGUGCUCCAGCAGGACAACGAACGUCUUGUUCAUAGAAAUCAGCAAGUGAAGAAGCUCCUUCGCAGGAGUAGAAAAGAGCGCAAGAUUUUAAUGGAGCGGCUUGACACUCAUGGUGAUAACUGGAGAAAUGUACCAAUUACUUUUGAACGAGAAGAAAUUUCUACACUCCAGCAACCAGUGAAACGAGAGAAAAAUUCUGCCGCUGCCUCAGGAGGGAAAGCUUCUGGAGCUGCAGGAAAAAACCAAGCAGCAGGAGAGAAGGUACGCAAAGGUGCAAAUAACAAUGCAUCGGGUACACCUAAUUCCGGUCCCACUAAAAGGAAAAAUAGUAAAGGGGACAAACCAGAGAGGGACCCCAAUGCCCCAAAACGACCUGCCAAUCCGUUCCUCCAGUUCUGUCAAGAACAAAGACCGCUGGCUGUAUCUGCAUCUGCAGCAGCAGGUGCUAAUGGUGAGGGAGAGUCAAAGCAGGAAAUCACCAGGCAGCUGGCAAGCAAGUGGAAUACACUGCCUCCUCAAGAUAAAAAGAUUUACUAUGAUAUGUAUGAGAAGUCAAAAGAAAAAUAUGCCGAAGAAAUGAAAUUAUACAGUGCUAACAAUAGAGCUAAGACUCCAAGUGACGAUAACCCUAGCUGAUGUUGUUUGAUGUUAGAUUGGCAUCUACUGCAACUCUGUGAUACUUCAAUUUGUGUUCAGUUCAUGGUGAACUCACACUAAAGCACCAAAAUCCUAGAGUGUUUGGAAGAUAUAUUUUUUUCCAAUUUGGAAUGUUGUACUUUAGUUUAUGUAUUUCUAUUGCUCAUUAACGUAUAUCUUAUCAUGUAAGGGGCAGAGUUAUGAUGUAUGUAGCAAUGAACAAACUGUGCAUAGUAAACAUGUGUUUUGUCUGAA
This is a messenger RNA of Thrips palmi, 1090 nucleotides long. Its product is annotated as FACT complex subunit SSRP1-A. The coding region runs from base 89 to 835 and encodes 248 amino acids. The record is from RefSeq and is a predicted model, not a curated record. The transcript has 5 exons. Gene Ontology annotation, biological process: positive regulation of apoptotic process; apoptotic signaling pathway; apoptotic process. NCBI's taxonomy places the organism in Eukaryota, Metazoa, Arthropoda, Insecta, Thysanoptera, Thripidae. Gene Ontology annotation, cellular component: Ino80 complex. Gene Ontology annotation, molecular function: DNA binding.